Molecule: messenger RNA, 696 nt
Organism: Lecanosticta acicola
Lineage: Eukaryota; Fungi; Ascomycota; Dothideomycetes; Mycosphaerellales; Mycosphaerellaceae
Source: the annotation of a GenBank genome assembly
AUGGCCACAGCCCAAGACCUCCUCAACAUCACUGCAGAAGACCAGUCCCAGCUAUUGCAUUUGGCAGACCUCCUGCAUCUCUUCCAUCACCGUAACAAGAACCAACACCGCCGCAGCGUCUGGUAUCGACAAUUCUCUCUCUUCCGAAGACAACUCAACAAUCUUACACACGGCAUCACACUACUCAACACCGUUCCCGCCACCAACGUCGCUCGAGCCAGGAAGAAAGCGCAAGAUGCCAAGACUGUUCAGCUCUAUCAAGACCGCAUCUCUUUCUGGCGCGAUGUGAUGGUGGCGAAAUGGCAGCACUCUUUCUCGCAGGUUAUCGCGGAUGGAAGAUUUUCGGUUCUCGGACUGGCUCUGCUGGCUAUUUUGGCAGAGGUCUGUAAGAUUGUUGGAAUUCUGGUGGAGUUGGAAGAAUUGGGACAGGGAGAGGUGGAGAAGGUCUUGGAGGAGUUUGGGAGAGAGGAGUGGGAUGGUGCUGACAAGCAGAACGUAGACGUCGAAGGAAAGGAGGACUUGGGUGAAGUUGUUCGGCGUUAUGAGCAAUCAUCGAUCAUGACAGUCGAUUCCCAAUCUCCUCCUAUAAAGUCGAUGGGGACCAAGAAGCGACCUAUGGACCCUUCAUCUAAUCCUGUCAAAAAGAAGAAGCGCAGGAAAGUCGCAGGCGAUGCAAUAGAUGACAUCUUCGGAUAA